AUGGGAGCGAAGGCCUCUACCCCUGAGGGAAGGCGAAUAGAGCCUCCUCCCCCCUUUGCUUUACCUUGUCAACCUUCAGAGUUUAUUGAAGGAGACAGUUUAUUUUUAACUGAAGAUUACGUCCCUUAUACAGCCAUCUUAGAGCAUAAAUGCAUCGUUGUGCAGGUUGUUAAUGUUACCGAUGGAGACACUUUCAGGGGAAGGCACAUCCCGAAUGGUCAUAAAGAGUUUCCUUUCCCGGUGCAGAAGAGUCAUCAAAGAACUGCUUUAUUUUCAUAUUGCUCAGCCUGGAAGGGCAAACUCAAAGGAGAGACAAUUAGAAUUCGGAUAUACGGCGUUGAUGCUCCCGAGACACCCAAACUCGGCAAACCGGGGCAGCCUUUUUGUGAAGAGGCAACACGAUUAGCAAAAGAGAAGGUAUUGAACCGCGUAGCUUUUAUUCGUUUGCUAGCAAAAGAUCAGUACGGCCGCCUGAAUGCUCAAUACAACGGGUUGUUAGAGAGGCUGGAGGCGCUGCAGCGCGAAGCAAAGGAGCAGCAAGUGGGUUUAUUUUCUUUAUCUUCUUCUGUCUUGGAGACGCCUGGCGAGUAUAAGAGAAGGUUAAGAGAGGGGUCGCCGUUUAAUCAAAAACAAAAUGCAGCCAAUACAGCAGAGCAGCAGCAAGAAGAGACACGCAGACACCCCAAUACAACCAGGGUCUCCUCACCCACUCCGAACAGAAACAAAGAUUUCACAGCGAAGCACCAGCAGCAGCAGCAGCAGCAGCAGCACCAUCAGCAGCCGCACCAUCUACAGCCGCACCAUCUACAGCCGCACCAUCUGCAGCAUGAGCAGCAGCAGCAGCAGCAGCAGCAGCAGCAGCAAGGAGAGACAGGGGGAGAGCGAAGUAGAGGCAGACAGACUGCCAGACAAAGAAAAAGAAGUAAAUCAAGAAGCCGCAGCGCUAGGAGACGAAAAGCAGCAGAACGUGCAGCAGCAGCAGCAGGAGCAGCAGCGGGAGCUGCAGCAGGGGCUGCAGCAGGAGCAGCAGCAGCAACAGCAGCAUCAGCAGCAGAGACAGUGGAGACACGCCGUGGUGGCGCGGAUAGGAAUGCUGUUGCUGCUGCUGCAGGGGGUAUAGCAGGAGCAGCAGCAAAAGCAGGUGCAGCAGCAGCAGCAGCAGCAGGAACAGCAGCAAACAACCGCAAAGUGCGGCCAAUGAAAAAAGAAGCAAAUGGGGUGUCUCCUCAGCUGCAGCCAAAGACAAGAGCCUUUUAUGUUAACGGUUCUGCUGCAGCAAUAGAGGGUAAGAGAGAAAGAAAGGCAGCAGAAGUAGCUGCAGCUACACCUCACCACAAGUCUGUUAGCUUCUCAAGACCAGCUGUCUCCAAAGUACCCCAGGGCAACAACAGCAGCAACAGCAAGAGCAGCAGCAGCAGCAGCAGCAGCAGCAGCCCUAAGACGCUACCGACAAAGUUAGUAAUAGAAGUAGAUGGUGACAUCAGCGGCUCAGAGCCCUAUGGAGACUCAGACAGCGAAUAA
This is a messenger RNA of Eimeria acervulina, 1521 nucleotides long. Its product is annotated as nuclease, putative. Lineage: Eukaryota; Apicomplexa; Conoidasida; Eucoccidiorida; Eimeriidae. The transcript has 4 exons. The record is from RefSeq and is a predicted model, not a curated record. The coding region runs from base 1 to 1521 and encodes 506 amino acids.